UGCAGUCUGCAAGUCUACUCUUACAGCAGUUCGCCAUUGUACAGUUUCUGGUAAAAAGAACUUAGCUAUAGCUACGCUGUCGCCUUUUCAGAUCCGUUAAGUGAUUCAAAGGACCACAGAAGGAUGGCAGAGGCGAUGUCAAAUAACCUGGAGCUUUUAACGUGCCCGAUUUGUUUGGAUCUUAUGAAAGAUCCUGUGACUCUUCACUGUGGACACAGUUACUGUAUGGGCUGCAUUAAGGGCUGCUGGGACCAGGAAGACCAUAAGGGUGUUUACAGCUGUCCCCAGUGCAGACAGACGUUCUCUCCAAGACCUGUUUUAAAGAAAAAUAACAUUGUUGCUGAACUUGUGGCGCAGAUAAGGAAGACCAGAAACCAACGACCUAGUUCCUCACUUGCUCGCCGCUUUGCUGGACCUGGGGAUGUGGAGUGUGACGUCUGCACUGGAAGAAAACUCAAAGCUCAGAAGUCUUGUCUGGAGUGUCUGGUGUCUUACUGUGAAACUCACUAUAAAGUUCACAAUGAAGUUAACCCAGGAAGAAAACACGUAGUGAUUGAUGCCACUGGCCAGUUACAAGAGAGGAUCUGUUCUCAACAUAAGAAAGUUUUGGAAAUAUUUUGUCGCACUGACCAGAGCUGUAUCUGCUAUCUGUGCAUGAUGGACAGUCAUAAAGGCCACGAGACAGUCACAGUUGCAGCAGAAAGAACUGAAAAACAGAAGCAGUGGAGACAGAGACAAAAGAGAUGUCAGCAGAGAAUCCAGGAGAGAGAGAAGGAGCUGCUGGAGGCGAGGAAGGCUGUGGACUCUCUCAAGAGUUCUGCACAGACAGCAGUAGACGACAGUGAGAGGACCUUUACUGAGAUGAUCCGCACCAUUGAGAAAAGACGCUCUGAGGUAAAAGAGCUGAUCAGAGCUCAGGAGAAAGCCGAGGUGAGUCGGGCUGAAGGACACCUGAAGCAACUGGAGCAGGAGAUUGCAGGGCUGAAGAGGAGAGAAACUGAGCUGGAUAAACUUUCACACACUGAGGAUCACAUCCAUUUCCUCAAGACUCUCCAGUCUACAGUCAGUAGCCCAACUCGAUCUGAAGACCUAUCAAGCGUCAUUAUCAACCAAAGUCUCUCUUUUGAGGCUGUGAAGAAAUCAGUGGCCACACUGAAGGGGCAACUGGAGGAUAUCUGCAAGGAGGAAGUCAUGAAGAUAUCUGCAGCUGUGACUGAAGUCCAUUUGACUGAACCGGUGACCAGAGACGAUUACCUAAAAUAUUCCUGCCACUUUAAGCUGGAUCCAAACACAGCACACAGAAACCUCCAUCUGUCUGAGGGGAACAGGAGUGUGGAAUGGAGAGUUCAGCCCCAGUCAUAUCCAGAUCAUCCAGCGAGAUUCGAUCCGUGGUGGCAGGUGUUGUGUAGAGAGGGUGUGUCUGGACGCUGCUACUGGGAGGUUGAGUUGAUUAGAAAGUGGGGGGGUUGUGUAGCCGUGUCGUAUAAAAGCAUCAACAGAAAAGGGAGGGAUAACGGGUGCAAGUUUGGACGCAAUGACCAGUCCUGGAGGCUGGACCUGUUCAGCUGUAGCUCCUCUUUCUGGCACGAUAACAAAAAGACUGAACUCCCUCUGGUGCGUCACUCCAGAAUAGGAGUGUAUGUAGAUCACAGAGCAGGGACUCUGGCGUUCUACAGCGUCUCUGACACAAUGACCCUCCUGCACAGAGUCCAGACCACAUUCACUCACACACUCUACCCUGGGUUUUGUAUGUUUAAUGGGUCAUCAGUGAAGCUUCUGUGAUUCACAUAUAGGCUAUAUCUAUAUAUCUAUAUGUACAGUAUAUCUAUAUAUGCAUACAUACAUAUAUAUAUAUAUAUAUAUAUAUAUAUAUAUAUAUAGAGAGAGAGAGAGAGAGAGAGAGAGAGACAGAAAGAUUAUAUCCUCUCUGGUGCUAAGCAGUCAUUACAGCAUCUGGGCCUCUGCUGUAACCCAUAUCACUGUUGUGUGAGAAAUGUCUUUGAUGAGCCCAGUGUUGUGUAACCUUUGUGCAUUUCACAUAUUCCCUUCCGCCUCCUUUCCUUCCCUCUCACUUCAAGGGCUUCAGUUUAGCAGGCUACACAACACAAGUACUGAAACGCAUGCAGUCAUAUAAAUGGGAGUAGCUUAAAUCUUUUUGAGACUGGAACCAAUUUUAAACGAAAAAAAUUAAACAUGCUAUUUUUGUUGUUUACCGAUGGUUACAUGGUUGAAUGCAUGUAAAAAAAAAAAAAGGAUUUGUAUGCAAAAUUUUGGAUUGGUAUAUGGAUGCAUGUUAUACCUUUGUCAAAGUAGGCUACAGUAGAUACUUGAUCCUCUGUUGAAGUUAAUAGAUAUAGAAUACAUCUAAAAGAGAAAUGUUGAAAACAUUUAAAAAGGUAAAACCACAUAACGAGAGCACAAUAAAAUUAAGUUUCUGUCUAACUGUGGCCUAGUUA
Messenger RNA from Sardina pilchardus (European sardine), 2456 nucleotides. RefSeq names its product tripartite motif-containing protein 16-like. The record is from RefSeq and is a predicted model, not a curated record. The coding region runs from base 124 to 1782 and encodes 552 amino acids. NCBI's taxonomy places the organism in Eukaryota, Metazoa, Chordata, Actinopteri, Clupeiformes, Clupeidae. The transcript has 6 exons. Gene Ontology annotation, molecular function: protein binding; zinc ion binding.